GUAAAGACCCCGGACACCCUUCAAACGGAAAUCGAAAUGGGAGUGAUUUUAGUCACGGUAAACAGGUAAACUUCGCCUGCUUGGAAGGUUUCAUGUUGGUGGGAAGCGCAACAUCUGUUUGUCAUAAGGGUGCGUGGAGUCAUGGUCUUCCUCAAUGCCAAGCUACUUGUAAAGAUCCUCGAGUCCCAGUGAAUGGAAAAAGAAAAGGAAACACAUUCAUUGACGGCGACACAGUGGAGUUUACUUGCGACGAAAACUACAGCCUCAUUGGUUCAUCGAUCAGUCGUUGUAUGGGUGGAAGGUGGAGCUCGGCUUUGCCAGAAUGCAAAGCUUCUUGCCCAGACCCUGGAAUACCCGUGAAUGGUGAAAGAGUUGACGGGAGUUUUGGACAUGGCAAGCACUUGCAGUUCAGGUGUAAACCAGGAUUUUGGCUGGUGGGAAGUCAGCUAAUCGUUUGUAGUGAAGGUACAUGGAGCAACGAAAUUCCCACGUGUAGAGCUGUUUGUAGAGAUCCUGGAAUGCCAGAGAAUGGAACAAGAAUCGGAGACGAUUUCCGAGAUGGUCAGAUGGUGGCUUAGAGAUGUAAUCCAAACUUUAACUUGGUGGGCUCACCUACCUCGUUCUGCAUAGCAGGACAAUGGAAUACAACAAAGCCAACGU
Stylophora pistillata is the source of this 660-nucleotide messenger RNA. RefSeq names its product sushi, von Willebrand factor type A, EGF and pentraxin domain-containing protein 1. The record is from RefSeq and is a predicted model, not a curated record. NCBI's taxonomy places the organism in Eukaryota, Metazoa, Cnidaria, Anthozoa, Scleractinia, Pocilloporidae. Gene Ontology annotation, molecular function: calcium ion binding.